Messenger RNA from Neltuma alba, 1554 nucleotides. RefSeq names its product protein WALLS ARE THIN 1. The coding region runs from base 70 to 1224 and encodes 384 amino acids. The transcript has 6 exons. Lineage: Eukaryota; Viridiplantae; Streptophyta; Magnoliopsida; Fabales; Fabaceae. Gene Ontology annotation, molecular function: transmembrane transporter activity. Gene Ontology annotation, cellular component: membrane. The record is from RefSeq and is a predicted model, not a curated record.
CCUUCAUCUUCUCUUCACCCCAACUCAGCACUUGCAGAUUAAGAGUUACCAGUAGGUUUGAGCAUAGCCAUGGCUGAGUCAGGGUCCAAGAGAAUGUGGUGUUCUGUUCCAGAGCGGCUUCAGCUGCAUGUGGCCAUGUUGGCCCUGCAGUUCGGAUACGCAGGAUUCCACGUCGUUUCAAGAGCUGCCCUCAACAUGGGCAUUAGCAAACUUGUUUUCCCAGUCUACCGUAACAUCAUCGCUUUGCUUCUCCUUCUUCCCUUCGCUUACUUCAUCGAGAAGAAGGAUAGGCCUGCGCUUAACUGGAACUUCGUCUUCCACUUCUUUCUUCUUGCACUCAUCGGGAUCACAGCAAACCAAGGGUUCUACUUGCUUGGCUUGGACAACACAUCUCCGACCUUCGCAUCAGCAAUUCAGAACUCCGUACCUGCCAUCACUUUUCUCAUGGCAGCCAUAUUCGGGAUUGAGAAAGUAAGGUGGAACCGAAGAGACGGGUUGGCCAAAGUGGCCGGAACUUUAUUCUGUGUGGCCGGAGCAACCGUGAUAACACUAUAUCAGGGUCCAACCAUAUACAGGCCAGCCCCACAUCUCCAGAACACUUCAAGUUCAACAUCUCUAUUCGGGUCACUGGGGCUUGGAGAUGCAAACGGAAAGAGCUGGGCCCUCGGGUGUAUCUACCUCAUAGGCCAUUGCUUGUCCUGGUCAGGCUGGCUGGUGAUGCAGGCACCAGUGCUCAAGAAGUACCCAGCUCGCCUCUCUGUCACUUCUUACACGUGUUUCUUUGGCCUCAUUCAGUUUCUGGUCAUCGCUUUGAUCUUUGAAAGAGACGCUCAGGCUUGGGUUUUCCACUCUGGUGGAGAAGCUUUCACUAUUCUUUACGCUGGAGUGGUGGCAUCAGGAAUUGCCUUCGCCGUUCAGAUAUGGUGUAUUGACAGAGGUGGCCCAGUGUUCGUGGCCGUGUACCAACCAGUUCAGACCCUUGUUGUCGCCAUCAUGUCUUCCAUUGCCUUAGGCGAAGAGUUCUAUUUGGGCGGGAUUAUUGGAGCAGUGUUGAUUGUGGUGGGAUUGUAUUUAGUGCUGUGGGGCAAAAGUGAAGAGAAGAAGCUUGCAAAGGAACAACUCGCGAUUGUGUCUGCUCCAGAGCACGUUCCCAGGCCAAUUACAAGCCACUCCAAGACCUCACUUACUCAGCCACUCAUCCCUUCGUCCAACGAAAAUGUCUGAUCCAGAGAGCCCUAGUGAAUUACCUCAGAGCAAAGCAUUUUCUCUGAUGGGAGAAACAGGAGUUCGUAUACCUAGUUAUACUACUUCCGCAUCACGAAGCUUUGUGUGUGUAUGAGCCAUUUUCAUAUCCAUGGUUUUGUUUUGAGUUGAGUCCUUUUUUGGUGAAAUGAAAUGCUUCCUUGCUAGGACAUUUAGAGAAGGAGAUGAGAUUAUAUAUGGGACUGUGGUUAUAAUGAUUGAUGUCACUAGUCAUCAAGCGGGGCCAAUAGAGCCUGAUGAAAUCCCAUAUGCUUUUUCAUAUAUAUGUUAAUUUAUGGUUUGAUUUACGAA